This is a messenger RNA of Scheffersomyces coipomensis, 3692 nucleotides long. It is a transcript of the gene PFK26, whose product is annotated as Pfk26p. Gene Ontology annotation, biological process: fructose metabolic process; fructose 2,6-bisphosphate metabolic process. Gene Ontology annotation, cellular component: cytosol. Gene Ontology annotation, molecular function: 6-phosphofructo-2-kinase activity; ATP binding. The coding region runs from base 212 to 3535 and encodes 1107 amino acids. Lineage: Eukaryota; Fungi; Ascomycota; Pichiomycetes; Serinales; Debaryomycetaceae. The transcript has a single exon. The record is from RefSeq and is a predicted model, not a curated record.
UUUCUUUUUUUUAAUUUUUUUUUUUUUUCUUGUAAGCAGGACAAUUAAUUAAUUUAACUUUUAACCCUUAAAAAAAUCAUCUACUGUUUUGACAACACGAUUCACCUUUAUCAUCAUCAUAUCUUCAUUAUCUAUUAGUUCAUAUCAAUUUGCUCAUAACUGAUCGUAUCAGUCGUGAAUUAAUAUCAUAACUACAUACAUACAUUCAUUCAUGUCAUCAAAUCAAUCUGAUAUAUCAUCUAAUGGUUCCAAUGAUCCAAACGCUAAUGCAAAUGCAAAUGUAAAUGUAAAUUCAUCCAUUAACAAUGAAGCCAAAUCUAAUCAGAAAUCAUCCAGAAAACCAAAGAUAAAUCCAUUGACUGCUUUACGUAGAUCUAAUUCCAUAUCAAAUGGUGUCUUACAACAUUCAAGAAAUCAAGGCAAAAGGGUAUCCUUUUCAAAUCUACAAGAUGGUAAUGAUCAAGUAACGGGAUCUCAUCAAGUACUAUCAUCAACCAGUUCUUCCCAAGCUUCGUCAGCAAAUUCAAGUGAUGAUGAGUAUCUACAUCUUCAAGGUGACCAUGAUGACGAUGAUGAAUUAGAUGACGACGAAUUGAAUACAACCAUAGUACCGCAUUUAACUACUCCAAAUUAUCAUAAAUCAGUUAAUACUCAUCAUCAUAAUCCAAAUCAUUCCUUAAAUUUUCAAUCUCAUUCCGCAAAAUUCACUACUUCAGUGACUCCUUCACCUCAAACUAUGUCACCAUGUGGUUCAGCUUUAUUAACUCCAACCACUUCAAAUAGUGGGUUUAAUAAUCCAAGUACUCUUAAAAAGAAAAAUUCUCUUAAGAAAGUCAUAUCAAAUACUAAUAAUUCAAAUAUAACAAAUCUUAAUAAUUUUGUUACUUUAUUAAAUAGUAAUCCACAUUAUUUAGGUGAAAAGUUAACCUUGACAAAAUCACUUGAUUCAACCAUUCUUGAUUCUUCAAAUUCUUCAAGUCAAUCAAAUUUACCUGAAUUUAAUAAACGUCCAUUAACAGAUACUCCAAUUGUCUCUAGCCUAGCUUCUCCUAUAACUCGUGAACAAACCAGUGAUGAAGAAGAAGCAGAUGAUGAAGAUGAUGAUUGUCAUGAUAAUGAUGGAAAACAAAAAAUUCAAAAAUCAGAAGAACAUCCUAAAUCAACUAAUAUUGAACAAUCAGAUUCUAUCACUUUAAAGAAAACUAAAAAUAUAUCUCAUUUGAAUUUAACUGAUUUAGUUGAAGGUGAACAAGAUAAGGAAAAGGGUCAAGAUGAUACUGAUAAAGAGGAACCAUUACAAGCUCCAACAUUCUUCAAAUCUAAUUCAACCAAUAAUAAAGCAAGUUCUAUAAGUCCAAUGACUUCAACCACUCCUCAAUUAAUCAUGACUCCACCAGUUAGACCUUCAACCACUAUUAAUGUAACUAAAUCACCCGAUCAAAAAUUAACCAUGAAUGCAGCUGUAAAAGCUCUUUUAUUACAAGAUUUACCAACUAAUUUACAAGAACAAUUUGAAAAGACUCCAUCCAUUGAAAAAUUAAAAAAUUUAUUAUUAACUAAACCUCCACCAUCAGCUAGAAAAACAUAUACUUUAAAUAUUCCAGGUCAAACUUCAUCCAAAACUUCUCCCGAUGGGAAAAUUGCUAAAGUUGAUAUUGGUUCAAAAUUAGUUAUUGUCAUGGUGGGUUUGCCCGCUAGAGGUAAGAGUUAUAUUACCAAUAAAUUAACUCGUUAUCUUAAUUGGUUACAACAUGAUUGUCGAGUAUUUAAUGUUGGUAAUACCAGAAGAAGAGAUAAGAAUAAUUCAGGUCCUGAAAAGAAACCAUUACCGGAUACUCAUACUCCGAAUAAUGAACCUGAACAUCCGGCUGGAUCAACUGAUAACAAUGAAGAACCUCAAGAACAUAAUGCUGAUUUCUUUAAUCCAGAAAAUAAAUCAUCAACUACUUUACGUGAAAAAUGGGCUAUGGAUACUUUAGAUCAAUUAUUAGAAUAUAUUAUUAAUGGUCCUGGUUCAGUUGGGAUUUUUGACGCUACCAAUUCAACCAAACAAAGAAGAUUAAAAGUUUUAAAAAGAAUUAAUCAAGUUAGUAAUGGAGAAUUAAAAGUAUUAUUCUUAGAAAGUAUUUGUAAUGAUCCAAUGUUAUUACAAAAUAAUAUUCGAUUAAAAUUAUCCGGACCUGAUUAUAAAGAUAUGGAUCCAAAAGUUGCAUUAAAUGAUUUUAUUGGUCGUUUACAAAAUUAUGAAAAAGCUUAUGAAACGAUUGAUGAAAGUGAAGAGAAGUUAGAAGGUUUCCAAUAUGUUAAGAUGAUUGAUGUAGGUAAGAAAGUGGUCAGUUAUAAUAUUCAAGGAUUCUUAGCUUCUCAAACCAUUUACUUCUUAUUGAAUUUCAACCUUUGUGAAAGACAAAUUUGGAUUACUAGACAUGGUGAGAGUAAAGAUAAUUUAACUGGUAGAAUUGGAGGUGAUUCUGCUUUAACCAAACGUGGUGAUAAGUUCUCCAAGACUUUGGCUAGAUUCAUGGAAUUCCAACGUCAAGAAUUUAGAAAACAACAAUUGGAAAGAUUCAGUAGUAGAUUGGAAUUGAAGUAUAAUAAGGAAUUGUUUAAUGAAGAUGAUGAUUUAUCAAGUUUGGAUGACAUUCCAACCGAACCAAACUUCUGUGUUUGGACAUCAAUGUUAACUCGUGCCAUUGAAACAGGUCAAUAUUUCGAUGAACACUUAUUCUCCAUUAAAUCAAUGAGAAUGCUUAAUGAAUUAGGAGGUGGUAAAUUCGAAGGUAUGACUUAUGACCAAAUUCAAUCUAAAUAUCCAAAAGAGUUUGAUGCAAGAUUAAGAAAUAAACUAACUUAUAGAUAUCCAGGUGUAGGUGGUGAAUCUUAUUUAGACGUUUUAACAAGAUUAAGACCAUUAAUAAGUGAAAUUGAAAGAACCACUGAUCAUUUAUUAAUUAUAUCUCAUAGAGUGGUUUUAAGAAUCUUAUUGGCCUACUUUUUAAAUUUGGAUAAAUCAAAUAUUGGAGAAUUGGAUGUUCCAUUACAUACCCUUUAUUGUUUAGAAUCUCAUCCUUAUGGUACUGAUUAUAGAAUGUAUAAUUACGAUGAGCAUUUGGAUUGGUUUGUGUUAAGUCAACCUGAUCAUCAAAAGAAUGUUCAAGAAGUAGGGGUAUUAUUCAAAGAAAGGAAAUAUAGUGUGGUUCCUACAGCACCUCCUAAUAGCCGUAGUGGAGAAGGGUCGAGUAUUAGUGGAAGUAGCGGUGCAAGUGCUGCAGGUUAUCAUCAAUAUACUGAUAAUAGUCAUCGUCGUAAACAAAGUACUCGACAAUCUACUUCAGGAGCUCAAAAGCAAAUCCAAGGUAGAAAGAACAAUCCUAAUCCAGCAUCAGUUGAUAAUGAUAGUUCAUUCAGUGUGAGAAGAAGUUUAAGUUUUGGAAAUCAUGAUGAAGAAGAUCAAGCUAGAUCUAAGAAUAUGCAAGACAUCAGGAAUUUAAGUAUAAACCCACCAUCAUCAAAAUCAUCAUCACAUACGAAAUAAAAUAAAAUAAAAUUAGAAAAAUUAAUGACAUAGCAUAAUGAAUAAUCAACCCUUUUUUUUAGAAACCUACUUAUUUAUUUAAUUAUAUCUUCUUUUAUAUGUUAGCCAUAGAGAAUAUUUAUUUAAAAUAAUAUAUAAUGUGGUAAGGUUAUUGAAU